GCAAAAGAGAGAGAAGGAAAGUGAGAGACUGAGGGGAGGGAGAGAGAAAGGAGAGAAAGAAAAGAGGAGUUAUUAAGGGGGGCAGCAGAAAAAGAUUGUCUCAGAGUCGUCAGCAGAAGUGAUGGACUCAGCACAUAGAAAGUGAUAGUCUUCUCCUACUGGGCUACAGAGAGCACACUGACCAGACAAUGCUGGCCUCUCACUGCCUGCUGCUCUCUCACUGCCUCUGAGGAAACUACCCAUUACAUCUAACACAUUUGGAUGUAUUCUCUUUUAAUUGUCAACUAUUGAGUGACAGGGUUUACUCAGGUGCCAAAGAGCAAGUGAUCCAGAGAGAGAGAGGGACAGCCCCAAGCAGCUUUUACACAGACUGGUGAUGACUUUCUUCAAGGGGACACGUCAAUCAGUGUUGCCGGGAGGGCAAGGGAACUGAAGGGGAAACAAGCUACAGUCUACAAUUAUCUGGUGUGUGUGAGUGAGAGCCCUUCCCAGACUGAUGGAGCUCCCCGUGGUGCUGCUGUUCCUAGUGUAUGGUCUUGUCUCUGGAGCCAAGCAGCCCCAGGGUCCGAGGAACCCUCAGGAGAGCAACCCCCAGGCCAGGAGCAAGGAAAGGGAGAGCAGUGAGGAUGGCCUGGAGAGAGCGUUCCUGUAUGCUGGGCAGAGGAGCAGGCGAGCCGCCGCCGAACCCCAGCAGCCCGACAAGUGUUCCUACACCUUCAUCGUUCCCCAGCAGAAGGUGACAGGGGCCAUCUGUGUGAACCGCAAGGAGCCGGAUGCAGCGCUGGAGAACCGCGUCAACAAGCAGGAACUGGAGCUGUUGAACGUGGAGCUGCAGAAGCAGAAGAAUCAGAUCGAGACGCUGCAGCAGCUGGUUGAGGUGGACGGAGGUAUCGUCAACGAGGUGAAGCUGCUGAGGAAGGAGAGCAGGAACAUGAACUCCAGGGUGACCCAGCUCUACAUGCAGCUGCUACACGAGAUCAUCAGGAAGAGGGACAACACCCUGGAGCUGUCCCAAAUGGAGAACCGUAUCCUCAACCAGACCUCGGAGAUGCAGCAGCUCACUAACCGCUACAAGGACCUGGAGCACAAGUACCAGCACCUGGCCACUCUGGCCAACAACCAGUCGGUCCUCAUCGCCCUGCUGGAGGAGCAGUGCCAGGGUCGGCCCGUCAGCCCCCCUCGCCCUGUUCCCGUCCCCCAGCCAAGGCCACAGCCCCCACCUGCACCAUCACCACCCAUCAACAAGCCCUACCAACCUCCCACCUACCCACGCCUCACCAACCAGAUCACCAACGAGAUUCAGAGUGACCAGAAGUCUGUACUGCCUGUCAUUCCUACCAUGCCCAGCGGCACAGGCAGCCCCUCUAUCACUACCAAACCCUCUGGGCCAUGGAAGGACUGCCUACAGGCCCUUGAGGAUGGCCACACGGCCAGUGGCAUGUACCUGGUGAAGCCAGAGAACGCCAACAAACUAAUGCAGGUGUGGUGUGACCAGAGACACGACCCUGGUGGCUGGACCGUCAUCCAGAGGAGGCUGGACGGAUCAGUCAACUUCUUCAGGAACUGGGAGACUUACAAGCAAGGCUUUGGGAACAUCGAUGGAGAGUAUUGGCUGGGCCUAGAGAACAUCUACUGGCUGACCAACCAGAGGAACUACAAGCUGCUGGUGACUCUGGAAGAUUGGUCUGGGAGGAAGGUGUUUGCAGAGUACGCCAGCUUCAGGCUGGAGCCUGAGGCAGACUUCUACAAGCUCAGGGUGGGCCGCUACCAUGGCAACGCCGGAGACUCCCUCACCUGGCACAAUGGCAAACAGUUCACUACGCUGGACAGAGACCAUGAUGCAUAUACAGGUAACUGUGCCCACUACCAGAAGGGAGGCUGGUGGUACAAUGCAUGUGCCCAUUCUAACCUCAACGGAGUAUGGUACAGAGGAGGACACUACCGCAGUCGCUACCAAGAUGGAGUCUACUGGGCUGAAUUCAGAGGAGGUGCCUACUCCCUGAAGAAAGUAUCUAUGAUGAUACGACCGAACCCAAACACCUUUCAUUAAAUAUCCAUAAACAAGACCAAGUAGCCCCUUUUCAAAACGACUUCCUCUCCACAAAAACCUCAAUUCAAACAACACUUGAACUCUGAAAUAAAGGCAUCUCACACAGCCAGAUCAAGAAGAUGAUGACAUAGAAAGUGCAAUAUCUAAGCCUCAGGCAGGACUCUUGGUGGAGCAAUAAAGGAGAAGCAGGGUGCAUCCUGUUGCUCCACAGACGAACACAUGUAACGGUGUGGCUGUAUGCUUGCUUCUCUCCCUUUAAAUGUAGUUCAAAUGUGUCUGUUUACCUAACUUUGAGCAAAGUGUACUACUGCCUUAGAACUGAUGGUACGGUGUGAUUCAUAUGAGAGAAAGCAGGAUGAAAAGAAGAGGAGAGCGUAUGUCAGUUCACAGUGCUCACACUAAGUAGCUUGGGACAGCAAUCUUAUAUCGUAGUCCGUAUGUUUUAUAGUGCAGAACAUAAUUUUAUGAGAAUGAAGUUGACGCAGGACAUUAUAUCCAGUGACUAACCUUAUGGUGUUUAAAUCAAGCUCUUCAGGUGAGUAAUUUAUAGGAAACAAUAAUCACAUUUCUUAAACCAUGGUAUAGACAGGUACUCUUAAUAUGUUAGCCAUAAUCUUUGUCAACAUACACAAUCUAAUGUCUAUCACUUAUGUAAAAGAUGGAAUAGAUACAAGAGUCUGCUCUACAGCACUAGUACUGUCAACAGUUAUGACCUGAUAUCUGGCUUACAAACUCAAAGUAAAAAUGAUUUAGAUCAUUCCAAUGAACAUACUGCUGGUGUGGCAGAGUGCAAGGUACAGGGAAUCAUGACAACUGACUUAAUCAUACAGUGCAUUGGGAAAACAUUCAAACCCCUUGACCUUUUCCACAUUUUUACAGACUUAUUCUAAAAUUAAUUAAAUAGUUCCCCCCCCCUCCUCA
Oncorhynchus tshawytscha (Chinook salmon) is the source of this 2971-nucleotide messenger RNA. RefSeq names its product angiopoietin-related protein 2. The transcript has 6 exons. The record is from RefSeq and is a predicted model, not a curated record. Lineage: Eukaryota; Metazoa; Chordata; Actinopteri; Salmoniformes; Salmonidae. Bases 497 to 2050 code for a protein of 517 amino acids.